UUGAUUUAAAGCAUAUUUAAAGAUCUAAAUCUGUGCAAUGAGCUGAAUGAACUGCUUUAUCUUGCAGCUAUGGGAUGUCAAGCAUCUAAGCGUCCAAGUCAACGCUCAUACCUUCCUAAACCAUGGCUGCAGAUAGACUGGGGAGCCAAAUCCUCUAAACUGGAGUUCCUAAAGGGUUUCCAACCUCAGGCUGAAGGUCAGCAGCUCAGGAUUCUUCUCCAUGGUCCACCUGGAGCUGGAAAGUCCAGCUUCAUCAACUCUGUCAACAGUGUGUUACAGGGAAAAGUGAUCCGCAUUGCUCCUGUGAAUAAUGCUGCUCAGGCCAGCUUCACUAAAAAGAACACAAGUUACAGGAUUAAGAAACCAAAUGAGGAAAGUUUUUACCCUUUUGUGUUAAAUGACACAAUGAGCCUGAAGACAAAAAGCAGCAGGAGAGUCAGAAGGGUUCACGUAAAGGACAUGAAAAAGGCGAUGAAGGGCCACAUCAAAGAUGGCUAUACGUUUAAUCCUGAGUGCAGUUUGUCCAAAAGUGAUGGAUACUACAAUACUUCUCCAAACGCCGAUGACAAAGCGCACAUCCUGGUAUGUGUGAUUGAUGCUACCUCAGAGCUGAGAAACGAUGUCAUUGAAACAAUUCAGGACAUCAGAGAUGACGCCACAGAUCUGGGAAUUCAUCAAGUUGCCAUUUUCACCAAGAUUGAUGAGGCCUGUGCCAAAACAAAAAAAGAAAUAAGAAAUGUCUGCAGGAGCAAAUUACUGCAUGACAGGGUCCAGGACUUCAGUGAGAAGUCGGGGAUCCCUGAGAACGAUAUCUUCACCAUUAAGAACUACUACAUGGAGAAGGACCUGGACACCAAUGUGGACGUUCUGAUCCUAAACGCUCUUAAACGCAUCAUUGAGAUUGGCAAUGAGGCUCUGAACAAAAACUGAAAAGGGCUGUUUAUUUAGCAAUAAUACAAGCUUUUAGUUGCUUUGUCUUUCUGAUGUUAAGCCAAAAAUAUUUCGAGAAUACUUAUUAACCAGAUGAUGCAGAAAUACAGUAUGUGCAAUUAGUUGUGUUGCUCUCCUUUUAUAUAAACUCACCAAAACUGCAAUGUAUCAGCAUAUCACUGCGGCACACUUUUCCACGCCAAGAUUGUUUUUGAUAAAUUACUACCUUUGCAUGGAAAGUGUCAUAU
Messenger RNA from Cyprinodon variegatus (sheepshead minnow), 1178 nucleotides. RefSeq names its product interferon-induced protein 44-like. The record is from RefSeq and is a predicted model, not a curated record. The transcript is spliced from 7 exons. NCBI's taxonomy places the organism in Eukaryota, Metazoa, Chordata, Actinopteri, Cyprinodontiformes, Cyprinodontidae. Bases 70 to 930 code for a protein of 286 amino acids.